Messenger RNA from Debaryomyces hansenii CBS767, 2214 nucleotides. RefSeq lists its product as uncharacterized. The record is from RefSeq and is a predicted model, not a curated record. The transcript has a single exon. Gene Ontology annotation, biological process: DNA damage checkpoint signaling. Bases 1 to 2214 code for a protein of 737 amino acids. Lineage: Eukaryota; Fungi; Ascomycota; Pichiomycetes; Serinales; Debaryomycetaceae.
AUGUCGCUUUCAGAUGAUGAUUUUGAUGACGAUGACGAUGAAAUUUUACUUGCAUUAACUAAAUCCAAAUCAACCCAAAACAGACGAGUAACAACUCCAAAUAGUAUUGACAAACCAACACAGAAUAGUAAUAGUACACAGCUACCCAACAUUGAUGUUCAAGCUAGAUUGAACCGUUCAGACGGGGAGAUUGCCAUACUUCGAGCACAGCUUCAACAAUUGCAAAAUCAAAAGCAGGAAGACUUGAAUAAAUUGAAAGAAUCACAUAACAUUAGUAAAGUACAAAAUGACGAACAAUUGAAAGCGCUUAAGUUCACGGUACAAAAGUUAGAAGAUGAAAGGAAAUUCUUGAACAAUGAGCUUAGGGGUGCAACAGCAUUAAAAAGAAGAAAGCUUCCUAGUAGGGCAGACGAUUCGAUGAUGGAUAUAGACGUGAUGCCUAUUCUGGAUACACAGCAAGCGAAUGGAACACGAUAUCAGCACGAGCGUGCAGAAUCUAUCGAACCGGAGACAGAAUUAAGGCCGAUAUUGCCUCAAAAGAUUAUCAAGAUACAAAAUGAUGCGUCGCUCUUUACUGAUCAUAUUUGGAAUCAUUGUAUAAAUGGAAGUAAACGAUCGACACUUAACUAUCUCAGCAAGAUCUACGUGGAUAUUGAUAUUCUGGUGCAUGACUUUAAAACACAUGCGAAAAUGCCAUUAUCUACUGCCAUUACUGAAUAUCUCAUGUUGAAGAAAAAUCUGAGAUUGGAUGAAUUAGUUGCCGAAUUUACGCAAACUUUAUCUGACUUGGUAGAUAUUCUUUUGGAGAAGAAACUCAUAUUAUCAAUUCCGUUUUUGCUAGCCUUGAUACAUGCGUCAUUGAAUUUCCGAUCAUCUGCAGUUAGUCAAACAUCUAUUAAAUCAUUAUUGGAAUCAAUUUGUAAAUUAGCACUAAAUUUUACUUUCUUACUAGACUCAAGUCAAGAUGAGGAAGAUUUCAUAAAUUAUCAUGAUGUGCCUAAUCAAGUUAUGGUCUUGGAGAAGUUUGCACUCAUAUGUUGUCUUGAUAUAAUAGAAAAAUUGAUGUCUUUAUCCUCACUUUUUGGGGCAAAAUUUAUUGAAACCAUUUGGAAGGAGAACUAUGUUAGAGUCGAGUUAUUUAGAAAAUGCCUACCAGAAAACACUGAAAGAUUCAAAAAUCUUGCUCAGAUUAAUUUAAUUUAUAACUUUGUUGAAAUAUUAAUGUCAUCAAUAAGUGAAACUACAUUUGCAUAUAAUGAUACACCUAAUAAGAUACUGGAUGAAUCGAUAAUAAAUUCUCUUUUAAAAGUAUUUCUUAUUGAAUUACCUGUUAAAGAUGAUUUUAUGUUCUAUGGAUUAAAUAGGAUAAUGGGAAACAACAUUGAUUUCAACAAAAUUGACUCUAUAAUACCGACGUCCGAAACGCUACUAAAUCAUUCAAUGAUAUCUAGACCUUGCCCUAUACCCUAUGAAUAUUUACAAGAAAGAAUGGUACCAAUCAAAAAAGAAAGUAACUUGACCAGCAAAGAUUCACAAAUGAAUCAACUAGCAUUCGAAGUACAAUCAAAUCAUGAGUACCAUGUUCUUGAUCUAAGGCUAAAGGUUGCUACUUUGUUAGAGUCUUUUAUUGUCACAAAGUCAAGUACACAGAUAUUUGAACUGAAGGAAUAUAUCAAGUCCAUUGUUCGAACCAUAGGGUUUGAACAGGUCUUCAUAAUGAGGUCUCCUAGAUCUAAGACGAUAUACUUGAGGAUUCAAAUUAUAGCCGUGCUAGUUAGAAUUCUCAAUUAUAUUUCUUCGGAGGUUCGAGGUUUAAAUAAUUUGAUUUAUCCUGAAACCUUAUACGAAAUAUUUGUUAUACUUCUGAGGAUUGCGUUUGGAUCCAACUCGUUAUCUGCGGAAGCACAUAGUCUACUUUUGGAAAUCAGAAGCAAGCACAAGUACGACAAGCUGGUUUUCAACGAUGACUGCGAAAGAAAAGCACGCGAGAUAAACCAUAUAACAUUUAGUAACCUACAUACUGAUGGCAAAUUGGUUGCAGAUAUCGAAAGUGAAUUGGCCAACGGGUUAGAGUUCCCAUACGAAACCGAUACCAUUGAAGUAGCCCGGGAAAUAUUGGACCUCUGCGUCACCCAUGAGGAAGCGGAUAAUUUGUACUUCAACAUGAAUAAUGAAGACUUAAACUUUGACGAAAUGGCCCUAGUCGAUGACUGA